CUGGUUUGUUGAUUGUAAAGCAUAGGUAUUAGCUCUUGUCAUGGAUUCUCCCCGGGUGUGUGUAAGCGUAUGUGAGAGUUUGGGUGUAUGUCCGCUUUGUGCUGGGUUUGGGUGUAGGAUGUGUAGCGUGUGUAUAUCAAGGUAUUAGGCUCAUCAUGUAGGAUUUGUAUCUGCUCUGUGUGUCCUGUGAGAGUGGAAAUGUGCAGGAUGACAGUGUGUGAUGUCCUGUUAAAUGAACACUGUGAGGAACAGUCAUAUACCUGUGUGUAGCUCAUGUGUGUGUGUAUAGCAGGUUAUCUGUGAAUGAUGCCAUUUUUGUGAUAGCUAAUUUAAUUUGACCUUAUACCCUUCUCCCUCUUCCCUUGCCCUUUACCUGUUCUCAUCCUUCCCACCAUCCCACCCUUAUCUACCCACAUCCCUUUGUCCUGCUUCUUUAUCCCUUGUUUUGACCCCACCAUCCUCACCCUUCAAAUAUGAAGCGUAGUAAGUCAGACGACUUACAUCCUGAGGAACUGGGUGCACAGGAUGCCCAACCACUCACUCCCAUGGAGGUGCGAGGCACAGACAGCCCUGCCCAAGGGGAUCUGGGAUCUGCUGGCACAGCUGUCAGCCAAGGUCCUCCAGCCGUCAACCGCAACAAGCCACCAGAUCUUAAGAAGAUCCAGCAGCUUUCUGAAGGCUCUAUGUUUGGGCAUGGAUUGAAACAUCUUUUCCACAGCCGAAGAAGAUCCAGAGAGCGUGAUCACCAGGCUGCAUCAGAACCCCCAGUCCUGUGUUCAACUCCAGGUCCUUCAACACCCCAGAUUCAAACAGCCGCCCCACUCUCCUCAUCUGAUCACGAUUCUGCUGAUGAAAAGGAGCGUUCUCCUGAGAUGCACCGUGUAUCAUAUGCAGUAUCACUUCAUGAUCUCCCUGCUAGACCCACUGCCUUCAACCGUGUCCUGCAGCAAAUACGCUCCCGUCCUUCUGUCAAACGAGGGUCUGGACAGCAUGGAGGUGGUCGACGGAGCAAAAGUGGCCCUGGUGACACUGCUCACCAUCAACAUCAUCCGCCAUUGCGAGGAGGGAGCCCCCAUCUUCCAAGACGUCCUCCGCCACUAGAUGGUGGACUGGCUGCUGUGCUUCACCAUCACCAGGGUCGCCCAAGAUCUUCAUCCACCACUGAUGCUGCUUUAUUGGCUUCCAGUGACACAAUUGGAGCUGGGGGGCAAGCACAUGAGGACCAGGACAGAGCAGCAGAAAAGCAACAACUCGACAAAGGGGAUCUGAGCACCCUAGGGCUGCCCCCCAGCACAGUUCAUGGAGGCUCAGAGGGAAACAUCAGCCUGGAAGUCCCAGAGGGAGCACCUGACCCUCAACGCACAAAGGCAGCCAUGGAUCAUCUGCAUCAGAAGAUCCUAAAAAUCACAGAGCAGAUCAAAAUUGAGCAGGAAGCAAGAGAUGACAAUGUGGCUGAAUAUCUGAAACUGGCAAAUAACGCAGACCGCCAACAGGCCUCUCGCAUCAAGCAGGUUUUUGAAAAGAAGAAUCAAAAGUCUGCUCAAACUAUUGCCCAGCUGCAUAAAAAGCUGGAGCAUUAUCACAAAAAGUUGAAGGAGAUUGAGCAGAAUGGCAUUUCCCGUCAGCCCAAAGAUGUACUAAGAGAUAUGCAACAAGGUCUAAAAGAUGUGGGAGCCAAUGUGCGUGCAGGCAUCAGUGGCUUUGGGGGAGGUGUGGUGGAGGGUGUGAAGGGAGGACUUUCUGGCCUGUCUCAAGUCACUCACACUGCAGUGGUUUCAAAGCCCCGUGAAUUUGCUAGCCUAAUCCGCAAUAAGUUUGGCAGUGCUGACAACAUUCCUCAUCUUAAGGAUGGUCUGGAAGAGGAUGGGGAGGGACAAGGUGGAAACCGUGCACUCAGUGGAAGUGCCACACUAGCACCUAGCCCCAAAUAUGGCAGCGAUGAUGAGUGUUCUAGUGCUACCUCUGGGUCAGCUGGAGGAGGGAGUAACUCUGGGGCAGGACAAGCAGGGCCUGGGAGUCCCAGGUCUAAUACUCUGGAUGCUCAUCAUCAUGGACAUCAUGGGGGAUUCGAUGCGAUACUUGAGGAGCUAUGUGAGAUCAAAGAUGGUCAGAGCCACAUAGAGGACUCAAUGGAAGACUUAAAAUCACAGUUGCAGCGGGAUUACAACUAUAUGACACAGUGUCUUCAGGAAGAACGCUACAGGUAUGAACGACUGGAAGAGCAGCUGAAUGACCUGACAGAGCUUCACCAGAAUGAAAUGACUCUGCUGAAGCAGGAGCUUGCAAGCAUGGAGGAAAAAGUAGCUUAUCAAUCAUAUGAACGAGCCAGGGACAUUCAGGAAGCAGUGGAAUCCUGUCUCACCCGAAUUACUAAACUUGAGCUACAGCAGCAGCAACAACAAGUGGUUCAGCUGGAGGGAGUAGAAAGUGCCAAUGCUCGGGCUCUCCUUGGCAAGUUCAUCAAUGUGCUUCUGGCACUGAUGGCUGUGUUACUAGUGUUUGUGUCCACAGCAGCCAGCUUUAUUACCCCCUUGGUGAAAACUCGAUUGCGCCUCCUCUCUUCGCUGCUCUUCCUCCUUUCUCUGCUAACUCUUUGGCGGCACUGGGACUGUGUCACUUCCUGUCUUGAACAUGUACUCUUACCCAGCUGAUACCCUUCUCUCUUUUUUUGAAACUGCAAACAUAUCCUGUUUUCCCUCCACAGGUAGGGCAAGAGGCAGGCUUGGAGGGGGGUACUGCCCAGUGCUAACUUAAUAUACUUAUAUAAAUAUCAGUAUGGAACUGUUUAUCUUGAUAAACCUAUAUAGAGCUUCUUAUUAAAAAAAGGGGCGGGCAUUUGCCAGUUUUGCCCAUACAGUCUGGAGGAGAAUGGGGUCUUUCAGAGGUAUAUGGAUUCGCUGAAAGGAAGAUAGAAUGACUUUCAAUUGUAGAAGAACGUACAAAAUGGGUGGAAGAUGUCCUUCAUUAUGAAUGUUCAAUCAAGUGUUCAUGGGACAGUGAACUGCAGAAAGUGAUAUUUUUUAAAAUGACUAUGAAAAUAUGCUCUGCCUUAUGACAAGCAUUGCUCUGCAUGAUGGAUAUGGAGUUCUGCUUUUUUGUUAGCAAGUUAUUCUCGGAAUAGUGUGAAGUGCUCUGUAUCAUAGAAAGCAAUCUUGCAGUGCAAGGCUCUGUAACAUCAUAGGAAGCAAUCAAGUGUGCUCUGUAACAUAAAGUAUAAACAAAAUUCUGAGCCAUCUAUUGCAAGGCCCACUCUUCUGCACCUGCUACAAAAGGAAAGCAACGAUAUUGUGUUAGAUUUGCUUCAGGGGCCUAAAAUUCUGUUCUUAUGAAAAAAAAGUCUAUUACUGCUAUUCCUUUUUACCGUUGGUUUAGAACAAUGGGCAAGUAAUAGCUUGACCACUAGUGAAGAAGUAAUAGGAAGGAAAUGCUAUAAAAAUGUAUUUGUAAAUGUAUUAUGCAAUAAUUAUGAUCUUCUGUGCACUUCUUAAACUUGGAGAGCAUUGUGUCAUAAACGAGACCUCUAAGCAGCAUAAACAAGCUGGGAGUGAAGAAUCAGUAUUCUGUUUAUCUAUACAUUUCUUUUUCCCUCCUUCAGAACUGAGUUUAAAAGGAUAAGAAAUUGUAUAUGUCAUAUAAGCCAUCAAAUCUUUAUUUAUUUAUUUAUUUUAUGGGUUGAUUUGAUGAAGACGAAAAUUGCAUGGGGUUUUGGUUUCACAGGAUGCCAAAUCCUACAGCAGUGAAAUUGUUAGCUCUUACCGUGCCCUUCUGAACUCCUUUACAUCAAGCAAAGAAUGUAUGAAUUACAGUUAAAGCACUAUAUGUAUAAGCAAGAGUAACAAAUGUUUCCUGUGCCUAGGCUUUGCAAAUAAUCCAAAAAUUGAAGUAGGCCUCAGUGAGAAAAGAGACAUUUUAGCUAUUCCACAAAAUCCCUUAGUGUUAAAGGAACAAUUAGCUGGGAUACUUAUACUUUAUUGUCUCUGAUCACAGAUAUAGAAAAGGGGCCAUAUUGGCUCGCAAAAUGUGUGUGUGCAAAUUAGUCACCAGUUUGUUCCUGAAAACUGGCAUUUAUGUGGCGCUAUGGACCAUUGAUGCAUGCUUCCCACCAAAUCAUUUCACAUCCUUAGACAAAAACAAACCACUCCAACAUCAGACCUUCCAUAACUGGCCUGUGUGAUUCCAUCCUUAUUGUGUUUAGGUUACAUUUUUCAAUGAGCAGAUAUUAGUCUCCACCUAUAUAAGAUAUGCAUACAUAUCAGAUGUGAGGGUGUUUCUGAGCCAGGUGACACAACAGUACUUUGAACAUUUUCUGUGUGCAUUAAAUUUAAUGUCUGGGAAAACUUUCCUUGGCCCACGAGAUACUGUAACAAAGAGUAUCACAAGGCAAGGUGUGUAUGUGUCACAUUCUCUUGCUUCUGUGUGGAAAUAAAAUUUAUACAUUUCAA
Messenger RNA from Xenopus tropicalis (tropical clawed frog), 4442 nucleotides. RefSeq names its product transmembrane and coiled-coil domain family 2 (gene tmcc2). Gene Ontology annotation, cellular component: membrane. NCBI's taxonomy places the organism in Eukaryota, Metazoa, Chordata, Amphibia, Anura, Pipidae. The record is from RefSeq and is marked provisional.